AUGAUGCUUACUUACCUGGUGUUGGGUAUUCUCUUCCUUAUUCAGAUGGGGGUUGGGAUUUUAGGGAAUUUCUUCCUCCUGGGCCUAUAUACCUUCACUUUACUCAUUGACCACAGGUUGAGGCCCAUAGAAUGCCUUUUUGCCCACUUAGCCUUGGCCAAUGCAACAGUGCUUCUCUCCAAGGGAAUCCCUCAGAUAAUUGUAUGUUUGGGCUUCAAAAAUUUCUUGGACCUUGUUGGGUGUAAACUUAUAAUUUAUCUUUAUCAUGUGGCCCGGAAUGUUUGCCUCAGCAUCACCUGCCUCUUGAGUGGUUUUCAGGUCGUCACCAUCUAUCCCAGUAACUCCAGGGGGGCAGAAAUCAAAAUCCAAACCCAAAAGUGUAUUGUCCCCUCCUGCUUCCUCUGCUGGUGCUUCCACCUACUGAUAAAUUUCACUUUGCUGGGGACUAUGCACAACUCAAGGUAUCUGACUAAUAAUACAAAGAAGUGGAAUCUGGGAUAUUGUUCAAUUUCAACUCCUGCCUCUUUUAAUGCUGCAUUUUUUGCAAUUGCCUUUUUUAUGCCUGAUGUUAUGUGUGUAGGAUUCAUGAUCUGUUCCAGUACCUAUUUAGUGAUUCUCCUACACAGACACCAUCAGCAAGUGAAACAUAUUCACAGUCCUCAUCUCUCUUCCACAAAUUUCCCUGAGAAAAGAGCCACCCAGAGUGUACUCCUGCUAGUGAGCACCUAUGUCUCCUUUUAUUCCAUUAACUCUAGCUUGGCAUUGUACAACUUUAAAAUGGAGAAAGAUGAGCCCUGGUUCAUGGCCACCUUAGACCUCCUAGCAGCAUCAUUCCCAGCCAUCAGCCCUUUUGUGCUGAUCUUUUCUGACUCCCAAGUCCUCAAACAUUGGUAUGCUCUGUGGCAUAGGAAACAAUGUCUCCUUCGCCACAGUGUCCUCAACCACACCCAUUCCCAGCAUUCUGACCUAACAUUAUGA
This is a messenger RNA of Trichosurus vulpecula (common brushtail), 978 nucleotides long. Its product is annotated as vomeronasal type-1 receptor 1-like. The transcript has a single exon. Gene Ontology annotation, biological process: G protein-coupled receptor signaling pathway. Gene Ontology annotation, cellular component: membrane. Bases 1 to 978 code for a protein of 325 amino acids. Gene Ontology annotation, molecular function: pheromone receptor activity. Lineage: Eukaryota; Metazoa; Chordata; Mammalia; Diprotodontia; Phalangeridae. The record is from RefSeq and is a predicted model, not a curated record.